AUGUUCAUUCGUGUUUGUGUUCUCAUUUUGGCCGUUGCCUUAGCUACCUCCACCACCUCUCGUGCUUCUACCGACGGAGCUCUGGAGGCUUCGGAGAAGAUUGAUUGGAAAACCUUUGACGAAGGAAUGAGUGAAAUAAAGAGGGACGGAAAGCCCGGAAUUGUGCUUAUCCAGCGCCCCUCAUGCCCUGCAUGCAGGAAUUUGAACGCCAUUUUCGCAACUAGCACCAAGAUUCAGGACCUCUCAAAGUCUUUUGUCAUGAUUCGCUGCAACAGUGGAGAGAAUCUCCACGAUGAAGCGUACAACGGAGAUGGUUCCUAUGUGCCACGCCUCUUUUUCGUUUCGCCUCGUGGCGAAGUUCUCACGAAGGUUACGGCGGUCCAGGGCGAGUCUCGCUUCAAGUACUAUUACUACAGCGAAGACCAGCUUCUCCAAAACAUGCAACACUCUUUACAAAAGUAUAAUCUGCGUGCAUCGUAUGUUUGUUAA
Molecule: messenger RNA, 489 nt
Organism: Blastocystis hominis
Lineage: Eukaryota; Bigyra; Opalinata; Blastocystidae
Exons: 2
Coding region: 1-489 (162 amino acids)
Cellular component (GO): endoplasmic reticulum
Source: RefSeq, a predicted model, not a curated record